Molecule: messenger RNA, 2489 nt
Organism: Prorocentrum cordatum
Lineage: Eukaryota; Dinophyceae; Prorocentrales; Prorocentraceae
Source: the annotation of a GenBank genome assembly
GGCUGCGGCCGGGGAUCGGGCUGAACGCCGUGGCUGAGGGCCAGGACCGGGCUUGCUCUGCGGCUGGAAGUUGGGGGUUGUGGUUGGGUCGAAGUUGGAGGCGAAGGCUGCUGCUCCGCAACUAGUUCUGGUUCAAGCCGUGCAACCUUACGGCGAGAUCUUCUACAUAUCACACGCCUCCGCAGCAAUUGUAGCUUGACGGUCCAUUCCGUCACCGCGAACGAACUCUAAGUAAAGCAGGCUGAAAAUCCACAGCGCAAACAUGAAUUCUGACAUGAGCCCGUGCAUGGUUUACUCCAGCUCCCAGUGGAUGGGCACCCAGGGUGAGCAGUGGGGCCACUGCGAGAGCCACUGGGCAGGCGCGAGCUUUCAGCCUGGACAGCAGAGCUUCUCGGUCAACCAGCAGUGGCCUGGCUGUCAGCAGCACUGGGGCUCUGGGGCAGAGGUGCAGGCGUGGCCGCAGCACUGCUGGGCGCAGCCCCAGGGCUUCUCGGUGGGCGCUGGAGGCUGUCAGAUGCUCAACCUGGACCAGUUUUCCGACGCUUCCGACUCCGACGAUGACGAGGCGCAGCCUCGCAAGAAGGAGUGCCCGUCGCCAGUGCUCCGCGCCGCCGAGCCGGCCGAGCCGGCGGCGGAGCCCUCGCCGACGCAGCGCCCGAGCGGCGAGGCCGCCCAGAAGCCGAGCACGGGGCCGUGCGCCGACUGCGCUGCGGACCUCGCCUGCGACAGGACGACCGACGACUCCGCGACCGAGGCCGACGGCUCCGAGUCCGCCGAGCUCUGCUCCCUCAGCGCCGGCGAGCCGGAGCCGGAGUCGGUGGGCGGGCAGGAGGCGCCCCGCCUGGAGCCGGCGCGCGACGUGGCGCCGACGGCGGUCGGUGAGCUCUUGCGCUGGCGCCACGCCGGAGGCGCCGAGUCGCCGCGCGGCAAGGACUGCUUCGCCAGGGGCGCGCUCGUGGCCGCGGAGCCCCCGGCAGGGCGCGGCGAGCUGGAGCCUCCGCCGAGGCCGCCGCCGCAGCAGCCCGCGCGCUGGGGCGCCGCCCGUCGCCCGCGGCCGCAGCCGGCCGCGCAGGAGGGCCUGGCGGUGUCGGAGACCUCGUGGGCCGCGCAGCAGCGGACGCGCCGCGGCGGGGUGCCGGACGGGGACGCCUCGCAGCAGGUGGAGAGAAAGCUUAAGUCCAUCCUGAACAAGCUGACCCUCACCAACUUUGCCUCCCUCUGCCAGCAGCUGCUCGACUGCGGCGCCUGGUGCUCGACCGCGCACCUCGAGCUGCUCAUCGGGGAGCUGUUCGAGAAGGCGACCACCCAGCACCACUUCAUCGACAUGUACGCGGACCUCUGCGUGGUGCUCCACGACCACUUCGCGGCCAAUCCCCCUGUGGGCGCCGACUCGAGCUUCAACUUCAAGCGGCUUCUGCUGAGCGCCUGCCAGGCGUCCUUCGAGCGCCACCUCGCGCCCCCAGAGGGCCUCGACCGGCUCGGCGGCGAAGAGCGGACCGAGGCCGAGUUCCGCUACAAGACGACGAUGUUGGGCAACAUCCGCUUCGUCGGCGCAUUGCUCGUGCGCCGGAUCCUCGCAAGCAAGGUCCUGCUCGCCAUCAUCGCCGAGCUGCUCUCCAGCCCCACGCGCGAGGCGCUGGAGGCCCUGACCGCGCUCCUGGUGGUGGUGGGGCCGAGCUUCGACAGCGACGAGUGGGUGCACAAGGACAAGCUCGACGCGGUCUUCGCGGAGAUGCAGGCCACCGCGGACCGCCCCUCGUGCGAGAAGCGGUCGCGGUGCCUCCUGAAGGACGUGCUGGACAUGCGCAGGCAGGGCUGGAGGGACCGCCGCCCCAAGCAGCUCGAGGCCCCCAAGCCGAAGUAGGCCCCCGUGGUGAGGAACGGCCGGGGCCUGCGAUGGCUCGCAGUCUCCCGGGCCAGAGGCUCCUGGCCCGGCCCCGGGAGCAACAUGAGCGAGCCGAGGGCCCCGCGCGGAAGGCCUUGACGGGGGCGGGCCCCCGUGGCCUCUCGACUUGCUGCCAGGCGCGGGCUGACACUGACACCGCGCGCUGGGCCGCCAUCGCCGGAGGGCUGGGCGCGCACACCGGGCACAUGAGGCCCCGCUCGCAGCGGGGGCGCCUGGGCGCGCGCCGGCCGCCAUCGCGUGCGGAGGCCAUGAGGCCUGGCUGGAGCCUGGCCGAUGAGCCCGCACGCUGAGCGCUCCGGCUUUGUACUUAUAUCCAGCUGCGCUGCCCCAGCCGCCGAGCACACCGAUCGGACGCGAGAGCUCCCGUUUCCAUCUCGCGGCCAGCACCAGACUGUCGUCGGCAGAUGUGCAGUGCGUGCUUCGCUUUGUGCCUCCGGGGUGAUCGAAGUCGGGUGGCGUUCCACCCCGAUGCACGCCUCUGCGUGCGGCGGUGGACCAAACUUGUCAUGUCUCUGUCGUUUUUCGUUUCGCUGUUCCUCUCGCUCUCCCUUUCUCUCUGUCUCUCAUGUUUCUCUCUCUCUCU